AUGACGCCCUCAUCAUCUACUUGCCCACAUGACGCCCUCAACAUCUGUCCACACAUGACGCCCUCAUCAUCUACUUGUCCACACAUGACGCCCUCAUCAUCUACUUGUCCUCGCAUGACGCCCACAACAUUUACUUGCCCCCACAGCGCCACAACAUCUAAUUGCCCACAUGACGCCCUCAACAUCUACUUGCCUCACCAGUGCCCUCAACACCUACUUGUCCACACGCGACCCUCAACAUCCUUGUCACACACGACGCCCUCAACAUCUACUUUUCCCUCACAGCGCCCUCAACAUCUACUUGCCCCACACAUGACGCCCUCAACAUCUACUUGUCCACGCCCUCAACAUCUACUUGUCCCACACAUGACGCCCUCAACAUCUACUUGUCCACACAUGGCCCUCAACAUCUACUUGCCCACACAUGACGCCUCAACAUCUACUUGUCCACAUGACGCCCUCAACAUCUACUUGUCCACACAUGACGCCCACAACAUUACUUGUCCACAUGACGCCCUCAACAUCUACUUGUCCACACAUGACGCCUCAUCAUCUACUUGUCCACACAUGACGCCCUAUCAUCUACUUGUCCACACAUGA
Homarus americanus (American lobster) is the source of this 600-nucleotide messenger RNA. RefSeq names its product cell wall protein DAN4-like. The record is from RefSeq and is a predicted model, not a curated record. Bases 1 to 600 code for a protein of 199 amino acids. NCBI's taxonomy places the organism in Eukaryota, Metazoa, Arthropoda, Malacostraca, Decapoda, Nephropidae. The transcript has a single exon.